Messenger RNA from Ficedula albicollis (Collared flycatcher), 3792 nucleotides. RefSeq names its product minichromosome maintenance complex component 2 (gene MCM2). Gene Ontology annotation, biological process: mitotic DNA replication initiation; double-strand break repair via break-induced replication; DNA replication. NCBI's taxonomy places the organism in Eukaryota, Metazoa, Chordata, Aves, Passeriformes, Muscicapidae. The record is from RefSeq and is a predicted model, not a curated record. The transcript has 17 exons. The coding region runs from base 1 to 2877 and encodes 958 amino acids. Gene Ontology annotation, cellular component: MCM complex; nucleus. Gene Ontology annotation, molecular function: single-stranded DNA binding; ATP binding; single-stranded DNA helicase activity.
AUGUUUGCCAAAGUUUGCCAGUGCCGCCCGCCAGCCCCCUUGGCCGGGAGUGGCCGGGGGUGGCCGGGGGUGGCCCGGGGUGGCCCUGGGUCCCGCCCGCUCCAGGACCCCUCCCCCUUCAUGCAUAUUCACACAGAGGCGGGUCGCCCCUGGAGGCACGGGCCCCUCUGUCCCUGCGGCCCCCCGCCCUCACCCUCCCUCCUGUCCCGGCAGGACUCCUCCGAGUCGCAGGCAGCGGUGACCAGCCCCGUGCGCAGCUCCCGCCGCGGCGAUGCCUUCACGUCCAGCCCCGGGCGCGACCUGCCCCCCUUCGAGGAUGAGUCCGAAGGGCUGCUGGGCACCGAGGGGGGGCUCCCCGAAGAGGAGGAAGAAGGGGAAGAGCUCAUUGGGGAAGGGAUGGAAAGGGACUACCGGCCCAUCCCAGAGCUGGAUGUGUACGAAGCAGAGGGGCUGGCCCUGGAUGAUGAAGAUGUGGAGGAGCUGACUGCCAGCCAGCGGGAAGCUGCUGAGCGAGUGAUGCGGCAGCGGGACCGCGAGCUGGAGCAGGGCAUGGGCCGCAUGAGGAGGGGGCUGCUCUACGACAGUGACGAUGAGGAUGAAGACCGCCCUGCUCGGAAGAGGCGGCUGGCAGAGCGGGCUGCUGAGGGCAUGGAAGAGGAGGAUGAAGACAUGAUUGAGAGCAUUGAGAAUCUGGAAGACAUGAAGGGGCACUCAGUGAGGGAGUGGGUAUCCAUGGCAGCUCCCCGGCUUGAGAUCUAUCACCGCUUCAAGAACUUCCUGAAGACCCAUGUGGAUGACCAUGGGCACAAUGUCUUCAAGGAGAGGAUCAGUGACAUGUGCAAAGAGAACAGAGAGAGUCUGGUGGUGAACUACGAGGAUCUGGCAGCCCAGGAGCAUGUCCUUGCCUACUUUCUGCCUGAGGCCCCAGCAGAGAUGCUGAAGAUCUUUGAUGAAGCAGCCAAGGAAGUGGUGCUGGCCAUGUACCCCAAGUAUGACCGUAUUGCUCAGGAGAUCCAUGUCCGUAUCUCCCACCUCCCUCUGGUGGAAGAGCUGCGGUCACUCAGGCAACUGCACUUGAAUCAGUUGAUCCGGACCAGUGGAGUGGUGACAAGCUGCACAGGGGUCCUGCCUCAGCUCAGCAUGGUCAAAUACAACUGCAGCAAGUGCAACUUCAUCCUAGGACCCUUUUUCCAGUCACAGAACCAGGAGGUGAAACCGGGUUCCUGCCCAGAGUGUCAGUCUCUUGGCCCGUUUGAAAUCAACAUGGAAGAGACAGUGUAUCAGAACUACCAGCGCAUCAAGAUCCAGGAGAGCCCCGGGAAGGUGGCUGCAGGCAGGCUGCCCCGCUCCAAGGAUGCCAUCCUGCUUGCUGAUCUGGUGGACAGCUGCAAGCCAGGAGAUGAGAUUGAGCUGACAGGGAUCUACCACAACAACUAUGAUGGCUCCUUGAACACUGCCAAUGGGUUCCCAGUGUUUGCCACUGUGAUCCUGGCCAACCACAUCGCCAAGAAGGACAACAAACUGGCUGUUGGGGAACUGACUGAUGAAGAUGUGAAAGUGAUUGUGGGUCUGUCCAAGGAUGAGCAAAUUGGGGAGAAGAUUUUUGCCAGCAUUGCCCCAUCUAUUUACGGACAUGAAGAUAUCAAGAGAGGCUUGGCUUUAGCUCUCUUUGGUGGAGAGCCCAAAAACCCAGGUGGCAAACACAAAGUUCGUGGUGACAUCAAUGUGCUUCUGUGUGGAGACCCUGGUACUGCAAAGUCACAGUUUCUCAAAUACAUAGAGAAGGCAUCAAGCAGAGCAAUUUUCACCACUGGCCAGGGUGCUUCUGCUGUGGGCCUCACAGCCUAUGUGCAGAGGCACCCAGUCAGCAAGGAGUGGACUUUAGAGGCAGGAGCCCUCGUGCUGGCUGACAGAGGUGUCUGCCUGAUUGAUGAAUUUGACAAGAUGAAUGAUCAAGAUAGGACCAGCAUCCACGAAGCUAUGGAACAGCAAAGCAUUUCCAUCUCCAAAGCAGGCAUUGUCACAUCCUUGCAAGCUCGCUGCACCAUUAUUGCUGCUGCCAAUCCCAUAGGUGGGCGGUACGACCCGUCGCUGACGUUCUCGGAGAACGUGGACCUGACGGAGCCCAUCAUCUCUCGGUUCGAUAUCCUGUGCGUGGUGAGAGACACGGUGGACUCGGUGCAGGAUGAAAUGCUGGCCCGGUUCGUUGUUGGCAGCCAUGUCAAGCACCACCCAGGCAGCAAGGAGGCAGUGAAUGGGGACACUAAUGAGGUCAUCCUUCCCAACACCUAUGGGGUUGAACCCAUUCCUCAAGAGAUCCUGAGGAAAUACAUCAUCUAUGCCAAAGAGAAGGUCCACCCCAAGCUCAACCAGAUGGACCAGGACAAGGUGGCCAGGAUGUACAGUGACCUCAGGAAGGAGUCUAUGGCCACGGGCAGCAUCCCCAUCACGGUGCGGCACAUCGAGUCCAUGAUCCGCAUGGCCGAGGCGCACGCCCGCAUGCACCUGCGCGACUACGUGGUGGAGGACGACGUCAACAUGGCCAUCAGGGUCAUGCUGGAGAGCUUCAUCGACACCCAGAAGUUCAGCGUCAUGCGCAGCAUGCGCAAGACCUUCUCCCGCUACCUUUCGUUCAAGCGAGACAACAACGAGCUGCUGCUGUUCAUCCUGAAGCAGCUGGUGGCAGAGCAGGUGAUGUACCAGAGGAACCGCUACGGAGCCCAGCAAGACACCGUAGAAGUCCCAGAGAAGGACCUGGUGGACAAGGCUCGGCAGAUCAACAUCCACAACCUCUCAGCCUUCUAUGAUAGUGAAGUGUUCAAGAUGAACAGGUUCAGCCGGGAUGUGAAGAGGAAGCUGAUUGUCCAGCAGUUCUGAGGCUGGCAGCAGAGCCUGCCACAUGCUUCUGUGAGAUGAGACUUCCAUCUUCCAGCCCUCCAGGAAUGCUACAGAGAUCCUGAGCUGCAGGGACUAGGCUGCACAUCCUUCUGCUUGCUUUGUGCCUUAUGGAUUAAGGGAGUGCUGAGCUGCUGAAGACCUUGUAAACAGAACAGAAUUAAGUAGUUAAAUGCCCUGUCAAGUCUGUUUAGCAACUUUGUUCACUGUUUUGCCUUGUAGCUAAGCACGGCAGGGAGAGAAUUGCUGGCCAUACACAUGGCAUGUUUUCUGUUUGUUUGUCACUAGUUGUUACAGGCUCCUCUGCAGGAGGGACCAAGUGGGAGCAUUUGGAAAGCAUUAUCCAUUCCCCCUUGGAUUGCAAGCACCCUCAGGGAUCCUCUGUUCCCAUCUCUGGUGAUUCUACAGCCUGAUGGGUGAUAAUUGAAACUGCUUUCAACUCUCCAUGAACCAGCCAGCCUCUCUGCUCCAGGCCUUUGUCCCUGACACUUGACAUUUCCCCAGGUCCCCACAUGGGUUGACCUUGUGCUUGGUUUCUGCAGGGGAGAAGGGGGGAGGCAGAGGAAUAUAAGAGCUGAAACAAAACAUAGCUCUUUCUGAUCUUACUGAUGAUCUGUAUGGGCACUGAAAACUCCUUCAGUACAUGCUGGGGAAUCUCCAGAAGCUGGAGUGGAGAGGCUUCCCUUGCCUUGGAGGGUGUUAUCUCUGUGUAGCUGUCAGCAAGUGUGAAUUCACAACUGAAUCCAACUGCUACGUUUGACACCUAAACACCCUCUCACACCAGUUUGUUGAGGGUGAAGUACCCGUGGUGCUGGUUUUGGGCAUGGCAGUGAGGAGGCCUAAGCUGGAUGUGUUCAGGGAGGACAGGAUGGGCUCAGUGUUCACAUGCAAUUUUCU